This is a messenger RNA of Notolabrus celidotus (New Zealand spotty), 2473 nucleotides long. Its product is annotated as beta-1,3-galactosyl-O-glycosyl-glycoprotein beta-1,6-N-acetylglucosaminyltransferase 4-like. The record is from RefSeq and is a predicted model, not a curated record. Gene Ontology annotation, molecular function: acetylglucosaminyltransferase activity. Lineage: Eukaryota; Metazoa; Chordata; Actinopteri; Labriformes; Labridae. The transcript has 3 exons. Bases 396 to 1682 code for a protein of 428 amino acids. Gene Ontology annotation, cellular component: membrane.
GUUAAAUGUGAUCACACAGACUCAGGGACUUCAUAUCAUUGAUCAGAGCUCGUUCACUGAGGUGUGUGAGUGUGUUGAACAUGUGAGCGGCUCUGCCUCGUCUUGUGUUUCUCUGCUUUGUGCAGAGGAGGUUAAUCAUUAGAGUCAGUCUGCUGAAUGUAUCGGGUGGCGGUGAUGUGCUGCUGGAUGUGACCGGGCAGGGGGCGGACUGAGCCGGGACUCUGCCCCCUGACACUCCCCUCAGUCCGCGGAGGACCCCCGUGCGCACGGACCGGACUGAGGAGCGCACGGCUCCGUCAAAGCGCACUUCUCUUCACACAUGUGGUUCUUCUGUGGAUCUGUGGGAGAUGUUUGCAUGGCAGGAGAGCCACUCAUGAACCCCUCAGAGAGCAAGAAUGAAAAUAAGAUGUAGUCCCCACAUCCAUCGAGUGAGACACAGGUGCUUCCUGUUCUCUCUGUCUCUGCUGGCCGUCUGUCUGCUCAAACUUGUCUACAUCAAAGUCACCGUGAGAGACAGCGUCUACAUCGAGCCGUACGGGAUCACCGGCAGCUUCUCCAGAAACCACCACAGGUAUGAGGUCAACUGUACGGCGGUCUACGAGCUGGACCCGGUGGAGAUCGGGAAGGCUCUGGAGAUCAAACGUAAGGUGAUCGUUGAACUGGACGACGAGAGCACGGUGAGUCUGACCGCAGACUGUCAGACGUUCGUCAGAGUCAGAGGUUACGAUGACGUUCCUGUGUCGGACGCAGAGCGGAGCUUCCCAUUGGCUUACUCUCUGGUGGUGCAUAAGAACGCCCCCAUGGUUGAGCGGAUCCUUCACGCCAUCUACGCUCCUCACAACAUCUACUGCAUCCACUACGACCAGAAGUCGUCUCCGGCGUUUGUGAAGGCCGUUAAAAACCUCGCUCGGUGCACGCCCAACGUCUUCAUCGCCUCUAAACUGGAGUCUGUGGAAUACGCACACAUCAGCAGGCUCAACGCUGACCUCAAUUGUCUGUCUGACCUGCUGAGGUCAGAGGUCAAGUGGAGGUAUGUCAUCAACCUGUGUGGUCAGGACUUCCCUCUGAAGUCAAACCACGAGCUGGUGCUGGAGCUGAAGCAGCUGAACGGCAGCAACAUGUUGGAGUCGAGUCGACCCAGCGAGCUGAAGAAACAACGCUUCCGCUUCGCACACGAGCUGAGGAACGUCCCGUACGAGUACAGACGCAUCCCCGUCAAAACCACCACCGCCAAACAGGCUCCGCCCCCCGGGAUCGAGGUGUUCAUCGGGAGCGCGUACUUCGUCCUGUCGAGGGAGUUUGUGGAUCACAUCAGCAGCAGCGCCCAGGUGAGGGACUUCCUCUCCUGGUCUGCUGACACGUACUCACCUGAUGAACACUUCUGGGCCACCCUGGUCCGGGUAUCCGGGGUGCCCGGACACGUUCCCAGGUCUGAGGCGGACAUCACAGACCUGAGGAGCAAAACACGGCUCGUCAAGUGGAACUACUUAGAGGGAAAACUUUACCCAGCAUGCACGGGGACACACAUGAGGAGUGUCUGUAUAUACGGGGCGGCUGAACUCCGCUGGCUGCUCAACUUUGGACACUGGUUCGCAAACAAGUUCGACCCCAAAGUGGACCCGGUCCUGAUUAAGUGUUUGGAGGAGAAGCUGAUGGAGAAACGUGAGAGAGUAAAAACAUGAAGGAGGAGAGGAGAGAGGGAGAGAGGAGGAGGAUAUUUAUUCUGUGAGGAGGUGACGCUAACGUGUACUCUGUUACUUUGGGACUUCAGUCAAUACAGAUUUUAAACUCUUGUUUCAUGAGUGUGUGUGACGUGUGUGAUGUGUGUGAUGUGUGAGAUGGCGUCUGAUUGGUUCCUGAAGCGAGCAGGUCAUCAGAUGUGCGGUCGACUGUCUGAACUCAAUCCAACAUUUAAACACUGAGUUAAAGAUUCAUCAGUGAUAAAGGUUCAUUUCACUGUUUCUGUUUCUACACUUAGAUGCUGGACUUUGAUACUUUCACAGGUUUUGAUCUGGUCUGUGAAGGGAUUUGAUUUCUCUCUUGACCUCUUUAAGAUUAUUUUGAAUUUGUCUUCAACAUCAUCAGUCUUAAACUUUCACUAACAGAUCAUUUCAAGACAUCACCCUAAGAACAAAUGCCAUCCACUGUCACAAACAGCCAGGUCUCAGACACUCGUCUAUCACUGCGAGCAAAAGACCUAUGAUGUUCUUGUGUGUGUGUGUGUGUGUGUGUGUGUGUGUGUGUGUGUGUGUGUGUGUGUGUGUGUGUGUGUAAAAUUAAAGGGAAUUUUCACCAUGUUUUAAAGAGGUUGUCCUCCAUCUUGUCCUUCCUCAGUGCUGACUGAGAAAGCGGAGUUCUCAUGCUGUUGGAGCCAUGACAGCAGUGCCUACAUAUCCCAGGAUGCACUGCAGCUUAAGCCUUUCUGCUGCCAGUCAAACACUGUGUCUUAAAUAAAUACCAAGUCAGCUAUAAA